Molecule: messenger RNA, 4802 nt
Organism: Sturnus vulgaris (Common starling)
Lineage: Eukaryota; Metazoa; Chordata; Aves; Passeriformes; Sturnidae
Source: RefSeq, a predicted model, not a curated record
UUUCGUUUCUCCGAGCCCAGAUUUGUUUCUGGCUCUUGGGGCAGCUGCGGACGGGGCGAUGGCGGCGCUGGACUCGGAGCCGAACCUGUCGGGGCUGGAAGAGGAGCUCACCUGCUCCAUCUGCCUCUGCCUCUUCAGCAGCCCCGUGACGAUACCCUGCGGGCACAACUUCUGCGCUUCCUGCCUGGACCUCACCUGGGCCGGCCUCUCGGGGGGCUUCAGCUGCCCGCAGUGCCGGGCCACCUUCGCGGGCCGCCCGCAGCUGCAGAAGAACACGGUGCUGUGCCGGGUGGUGGAGCAGCUCCAGGGCCGCGCUGGGGCCAAGGGCGAGGAAGAGGAGGAGGAGGAGAAUGGGGCUGGGGAGGCGGGGGGGUGCUGGGCGCAGGAGCCCCCCGUGUCCUGUGACAGCUGCCAGGAGGCUCCGGCCGUGCAGACCUGCCUGACCUGCACCGCGUCCUUCUGCGCCGAGCACCUGCGGCCGCACCGCGACAGCCCCGCCUUCCGCGACCACCAGCUCUGCCCGCCCGUGCGCGACCUGCAGCAGCGAAAGUGCCCCCAGCACAACAGGCUCUUCGAGUUCUUCUGCAGCAACCACGGCGUCUGCAUCUGCUCCCUCUGCCUGCUCGGGCACAAGCUGUGCCCCACCAGCCCCUUGGAGCAGGCAAAAGCCGCUGUCCAGUCGGUGCUGAAGAAAAAACUCGUGGAUCUGCAUAACCAGAGUGAAAGAACUGCCCGGGCAAUGAACACGGUGAAAACAAACCAGAAUCAAUCCGCUGAAACAGCUUCAAGAAAGAAGGAAUUGAUCAGAAAUGAGUUUUCAGAAAUAAAAGCUGUAAUUGAAGAAAGAGAAAAUGAGAUCAUGAAAGCAAUUACAGAGGAAGAAAAGAGAGUUUGGAAUAAGUUCGAUUAUAUUUACAGUGUGCUGGGAAAUAAGAAGAAUGAAAUUCAGUCUCUCAAAGAUCAGAUUGAGAUGGCACUGACUGAAAGUGAUGACAUUCUGUUUUUCAAGAGAGCAGCAGCACUGCAAAAAAAAUCAGCAAAAGAAGCUUUCGUUCCUGCAGUUGAGAUGGACCAAAAUGUGAUGCAUUCCACUUACCAGGCUGCCAUUACCCUCAAAGAUGUAGUGAAACUAUCAGUCAUUAAGAGUAGGGAGAAAAAAGAAGACGCCAAACCUGCGAAAAUUAAGGCUCCUCCAGCAGGUCCUUCAAACAAACUCGCUGUUGGAAAAAAGCCUCCUGGACCAAGUAAGUACUACAAAACAUCAUCCUGUCCUAACUAUGGUUUUAGUGUUAAUCUCUUCCCAACUGGCCAAAUUCUCUUUUCUUCUAUUGACACAGCACCAGCCACCGCACCUGCUGCUGCUCCUGCUGCUGCUCCUGCUGCUGCUGCUGCUGCUGCUGCUGCUAAAGAGCUCAUUGGCAGCUUCCUGAAGAAGCCCAGAGAGGAGCUCUUGCAGUACGCUGCCAACAUCACGCUGGAUUACAACACGGCUCACAACGCCCUGGUUCUGUCUGAGAACUACACCAAGAUGUCCAUCUCAGACACCUUCACGAGCCACAAGUACCACCCCCAGCGCUUCACGGAUUACCGCCAGGUGCUGGGCUUCCAGUGCUUCAAGAGGGGCAUCCACUACUGGGAGGUGCAGCUGCAGCAGAGCAGCUUCUGCGGGGUGGGGGUGUGCUAUGGCAGCAUGGAGCGGCGCGGCCCCGAGAGCCGCCUGGGCAGGAACAGCAGGUCCUGGUGCGUCGAGUGGCUCAAUUCCAAAAUAUCGUCCUGGCACAACGACGUGGAAAAGUGCCUGCCCAACACCAAGGCUACCAAGAUUGGGGUGCUGCUCCACUGCGAGGGGGGCUUUGUGAUUUUCAUGGCGGUGGGGGAGAAGAAUAACUUGAUCUAUAAAUUCAAAGCGCAGUUCACUGAAGCCUUGUACCCAGCCUUCUGGCUCUUUUCCAAUGAUGCUGUUAUCUCUCUCUGUCCCAUGAAGGAGUAAGGUCUUGUAUCUCAGUUUAGUUCCUUUACAGUGCAGAUAAUCUGUCUCAAAGAUUGAUCAUUUCAUACAAAAAUUAUCAUCUCUUUUAAGCAGUUUAGGAAAUCUGCCAAUUCUUUGGUCUGAAUUGCCAAAGCCAUUUAGGUAGUGAUUUAGCAAAAUGUUGGUGAUAGUAAAUAUUACAAUGGUUUGCAAAGGUCUUGAUUGCUCUAAAAUCAAAAUUAUGAUGCAAAUCCUUGCUGAAUGUCUUCAGUGUCUCUUGUGGCUUCAGUGAUUUCCUGUAAAGGAGCAAUAGAAUUCAUGUGUUCCACAGGUAACAAUAACCCCUUUUUGAAAGAAACAGGAAGAAUUCCUUGACAAGUUCAGGCUUUGAGGGAUGUCUCACUGUUGCCUUUUUGCCUGUGCACAGACUGUUGUCCAUACAGGUGUUCUCAGUGUAUGACUCCACCAGAUGCUACAGAAAGAGCUGUUGAAAUCCCUAAGUUCAGGUCUUAUGGCUCUGAGUUACAAAGGCCAAUAUGACGAAUCUCAUCAGAAUGGAACUGCAGAGACUUCUAGAAUUGAUGGGAAAGAAAUGGUCUUAGAAUCACCAGGAAACAAAUGAUAUCAGCCCAGACACUCGGAAUACACCAGAGAGUUGUCAGGAAGACAACCUGCAGAGCAGUGGUGUGCAUCCUGUGGUGAAGAUUGUGGGAUGAAGCAUUCUGUGUCAUCUUCUGACACAGAACAUGCUUCACAUCUUUACACUGAAGGCUCUUCAGUGCUGGGGUUUUUUUAUGUGCUGAGGAGUUCAGGGGAGACAUUCCUGGUCUGAGGAUCUCCUGUCAUAAAGCUUUUCCUCUUUAUGAGGUGGGAUAUUCUCUGCUGGUGUAUCUUUAGCUUCAAGCAAGGUCUCAUGUCAUAACGCUUUUCUUCUUUAUGAGGCGGGAUAUUUUCUGCUGGUGUAUCUUUUGUUGUUCAGGUAGUAGAAACUGGAUUUCUUGCAUGUUUUUGGGACUCAAAUUUGAAGAGUCUCAAGACAGAACGCAAGUACCUGGAAAAUGCUGGUUCCUUUCUGUGUGAAGGCUGUGGGCAGACAGGGUGAGUCUUUAGACAUACAGAGAAUUAGCACAAAGGAGGAUAUACAUCCAUUCCUCCUGGGAUGGAUUUUUAAUUCUCCUGGUGUUCUUCGGGUUGUGAUAUGUCUUUAGAAGUUCUCCCAGGUACAGAGAAAUCUGUACUUCUUACUUACAACUUUAAAACAAUCUGUAGGCAAUCAAGGUAUUUGGAUCUCAUCGUUAUUGGGCCUUUACCUUGUUGGUGCCUCUGGAUUUCCUGUGCCAGCUCUUAUUUCUUGUAGCCCAUGGGAAGCUCAUGAGAGCCUUCCUGGACUUGGAUUUGUAAAACUCCCUUACAGGACUUGGUGAAAUAGAGAACAAAGCCACUGCUGGCAGUUUGGCAGGGAAUUGUUAGAAGGCUUAAAAGACCCUCUUGUGACUACAUUCCACAUUAGCCAAAGUGCUUUGUGAGAGGUUUCAGGAAUUCAGGCUUGGUGUCUCUAUUUUUACUUGGUUUGUAAACUCUUAGUACUUUGUCAAGGAUAGCACAAGUCUCAUUUCUUCCAGUUUUUUGGUCAGAAUGGGUUAUGGAAUUGAUGGUGGAUCUAAAAGUGCCAUGGCUGUCUUUGGAGCAGUUCUACUCUCUCAAGAGUCUCUGCUUUCCAAAGCACAGUCAGCACUAAAAUUCCCAGCCUGAGCAGAAUGCUGCAAAAGGUGCAGAAGGAGAAUGUGUCCUGCUGGGAGCCAACAAGGGAUGACAAACUGGCUUUUCUGCUCUUCCAGUUUUUCAGCAGUGUAAGAUGAGAGCAGUUCCCUCUGAGGAAUCCUUUAGCUGCUUGGCUGUGCCACAGGGCUGCAGAUCCACUCAGCAGCGUGCUGGGGUACUCUGUCCCCUUGGCUGUGUGCAAAAACGUGCUCCAGCAGUCUGUGCAGUGGAGAACGUCCCAUCCUCUGUUUCUUGCUUCUUGACUUUAAAGAGGUGUCAGUACUGACCUCUGAGUCUACGGGCAUCUGUGGCCAUAGUCUAGAGGGACACCCAAACAAAGUAAAGAGCAGCUUUUAUUCUGCCUCGUUGGACAAAGUGAGAUUCUUGACAUUGGACACUGGUGUAGGACCAAGCAUGUGGAACACAUGAGGUGCCCUGCAUUUCCAGGCAUUUCCAAGCCUUCUGCUGGGCUCCUGAACCUCUGUUCUGCUUUCUUUUGUGCUAUGAAUGACUAGAAGUCAUAGAAUGAAACUGUUAAUCUGGAAUUCACAGAAUCACAGAGUAUUCUGAGUUGGAAGGGACUCACAAGGAUCACUGAGUCCAGCUUUUAAGUGAAUGACCUGUAAGGGGAUGGAAAUGGUGACCUUGGCAUUACUAGGACCAAUCUCUGGGCUUCUGAAAAGCACUGUUUUAUUUAGCUUCAGGUAUCUUGCAUAUAUUGGAGCACUAGUGUGAUAUAGCUAUUAUAACUAGUAAUAAACGUUAGUGUGUUUAGGAAAAAUACCAGUUACUGCAUGAUAAAUGAUCAUUUUAAAACCUUUUCAAGACAAAUGAAGUGGUUUUAUUCGGGAAGUAACUGUCAGAUCUGCAUUCGUUUUAAACAAGACAUAGAUUGGAGCAUAUAUUUUAACUGUGAUUCUCUUUUUACUAUUAAAAAGAAAGCAACUUAGUCUAGAAAAAGAACUAAUUCUGGUGUUAAAGCUACGAGGACAUGCAUUGAUUUGCAUUUUAACACACAAGUGAGAGCAAAUUAAAAAAACGGCUGCUGAAUGAAAAUGAACGUUUAAUCUUU